AUGACGUCUGAAUCGACGACCGACCUUGCCCGUUCAUCGAAUGCUAUGGAUUCAGAAUCCCAAGCGACCCGGAACUCGCUCCAUAUGCAGGACGCUCAAGUCCCGGAGGCGUCCGAUGCCGACUCCUCCAAGCUAAAAUCACAACCCGGUCAAGUUCGUUUUUCGUCCGUCACGGAGGAGAUUGAACCAUCUGUGAAGUCCGUAUCGGCUCAGGAUCCUGCCCUUGAAGGGAAACCGUCUUCUUCGAUCGCGAACCAGAGUUCCGACGAAGAAAUACGCUCAUUGGCCGCUACCUUUCAACGUUCUCAGCUGCAGGAGUCGAGACUUCGGAACUUUUCCUAUGAGCCCGUCUCUUUGCCAUCUUCGAGGGUUGCUUCACGAGAAUCCAGCGAUCGCAGUGCUCAAGAAGCUAAUGGUUCCACUCCUCACUCUCCGCGCACUUCCCCACACGCAUCAGCCAUGCAAUCACCCCCUCUCACCCCCGCCGCUACCUAUUCGCACGACACCAAGACGAGUGAUAGUGGUGUCAGCAUCAAUGAAACCGACAAGGGGGGUCUGACUCAAUCAACCCCAAUGACUCCAGAGACUUCUCCGCCCGGUUCGACAGCGGAGAAGAAAUCGGCACCACGAAGCGCGCCAACUUCCCGGCCCUCAUCAACUGACCGUUUGUCCCAUAGACCAAGCGAUAUUUCACGCGAGUCUACAAAACGCCCGUCCGAUACAACCAAGCAUCAUCUGCAGUUCUUUGGCGCCGGUGCAGACGUGAAACACCAGGAAGACAGCCGUCCAUCCUCUGCACGAAAGAUCGAUACCGAAAGCUAUACUCCUCCCGGUGCCAUCACCCCGGUUGGUGAACCGAACGACCCUUACGCUCGCAGCAAGCGGCCCCCUCCACCCAAGAACCUUGCGCAACUUGAUCCUCGAUUCAUUUUCGGAAGUCGUGAUCUGAAACGCCGAGCACAGAGCCUUCGUCCCGGCACCCCGCGUUCUUCCAGCGCGGGAGACCUUAAGUCGAGCGACAAGCGAGGUCAUUUAUUUGGAGGUCACAAGAAGGAUCUGGGGCGGCAGGACUCAGAUGGCAGGCCUCAUGGCCAUAUGGCCGAGCUUAAGCGUUUAUUCAAAAUUGGUCACCACCGACAUAAGCGCAAUGACUCCCCCUCGUCGCCUUCCAAGAAGUCAAGCCGAUCGUCUGGCAAGAAUACCCCAUUCCAAAUGGCACCUGACAAUGUUCCGUUCGCCGAUGACCACGGUUUGAAUUCCAAGUACGGGAAGCUUGGAAAGGUGCUGGGGUCUGGGGCCGGCGGCUCCGUUCGUCUUUUGAAACGGAAUACCGACGGUGUUACAUUUGCGGUGAAGCAAUUCCGGGACCGCCAUAGUUGGGAGACCUUGAAAGAAUAUUCCAAAAAGGUGACGGCGGAGUUCUGUAUUGGGUCGACGCUACACCAUGGCAACAUCAUUGAAACUCUGGAUAUCAUCCAAGAAGGCAGUCAUUGGUAUGAGGUCAUGGAGUAUGCUCCGUUUGACCUGUUUGCCAUCGUUAUGACGGGCAAGAUGGCCAAGGAGGAGAUCGCUUGUUCGUUUAAACAGAUCCUCAGCGGUGUGGCCUACCUACACGGCAUGGGUCUGGCCCAUCGAGACUUGAAGUUGGACAAUGUGGUUGUUAACGAGCAUGGCAUCAUGAAACUUAUCGACUUUGGCAGUGCGGUCGUGUUCCGUUAUCCGUUUGAAAACGACAUUGUCCCCGCUUCAGGAAUUGUGGGCUCAGACCCGUAUCUGGCCCCGGAGGUCUACGACGAAAAAAAGUAUGAUCCACGGCCCACGGACAUAUGGUCAUUGGCGAUUAUUUUCUGCUGUAUGACUUUGAGACGAUUCCCCUGGAAGCAGCCACGAGUCAGUGAUAACUCGUACCGACUCUUCGUUUCGCCCCCAACGCCAGGGACUCCCGUCCCUGAUGCCGAACCUAGACGCCAUCGUCCAACCAGGUCUAACACUGAUCUUCCUUCUGUUACUCAUGACGAGCACAAACAAUCGCAGGCGAAUAAAAACGGAUCUUUUGGGAAGUCGGAUAACAAUCAAUGCUCGGAUCAACGAGAAUCGACAUCUGAACAAAACGAGAACCAACCCCCCGAGAGUCCGCAAGACAAGACUCCGAGUAAUGGCACCAGUAACGGCAACAAUAAGCCUACGCGCACCACGAGCAAAGAGGCACCCCCGCUUCCACCCAAUCAGCAGUCGAAUGCUCAACGUCAAGAGGUCAUCAAGGGCCCCUGGAGGUUGUUACGUAUUCUUCCACGUGAAAGCCGGUAUAUUAUUGGCCGCAUGCUCAAGGUUGCCGUGAGCCAACGGGCCACUCUGGACGAAGUCCUAAGCGAUGACUGGAUUCGGAACAUCCAGGUCUGUGAGCAAGACGAGAAGACGGGUGGCAUCGUCAAAGCAAACAACCAUACCCAUAUCUUGGAACCGCCCUCCCAUGCGCCUCCCGUUGCAAGCAAAGCUAGCAAGGCUGCGAAGGGCAAGUAA
Aspergillus chevalieri is the source of this 2520-nucleotide messenger RNA. RefSeq names its product putative protein kinase (gene HRK1). Gene Ontology annotation, molecular function: ATP binding; protein serine/threonine kinase activity. Bases 1 to 2520 code for a protein of 839 amino acids. Gene Ontology annotation, biological process: protein phosphorylation; intracellular signal transduction. NCBI's taxonomy places the organism in Eukaryota, Fungi, Ascomycota, Eurotiomycetes, Eurotiales, Aspergillaceae. The record is from RefSeq and is a predicted model, not a curated record. The transcript has 4 exons.